This is a messenger RNA of Salmo salar (Atlantic salmon), 2906 nucleotides long. RefSeq names its product extracellular calcium-sensing receptor. The record is from RefSeq and is a predicted model, not a curated record. Gene Ontology annotation, biological process: G protein-coupled receptor signaling pathway. Gene Ontology annotation, cellular component: plasma membrane. Lineage: Eukaryota; Metazoa; Chordata; Actinopteri; Salmoniformes; Salmonidae. Gene Ontology annotation, molecular function: G protein-coupled receptor activity.
AUGAUACAUCACAGUUUUGAUGCUCUCAAACAGAGCCACUGCGUCCAUGCCUGUCAGAUCGUUUUCCAGGCGAGUGCUCUUCUGAGAGCCGUCGGUCGGGGAGUUAGAUCUGAGCUCAAGAACACAUGUGUUGAGGUGGAGGAGCCUGAGGCCUGCCCCCCCCCCGUGGUUUCUUCUGGUUCCCCUCAGAACCUAGACCUGGAGACUGAUUAUGGUUCUGCGCCACACCUGGUGAACCCUCGAUUCAUCGCCCCCGGCCCUGAUGUCAUCACCUGUCCUCAGUCCAAGCCUCAGCAGUGUAGACUGAUGGCGGGUCCCUCUGCCCUGCCUGUGCUACAGAGGGAGGGGGAUGUAAUGCUGGGGGGCCUCUUCUCCCUCCAUGACAUGAUGCUGCAGCCUGACCUCUCCUUCACCUCCAAGCCAGCCCCCACACGCUGCACCGGGUUUAACUUCCGGACAUUCCGCUGGAUGCAGACCAUGAGGUUUGCCAUCGAGGAGAUCAACAGAGAUGAUCAUCUGCUCCCCAACUUCACUCUGGGAUAUAAGAUAUAUGAUUCGUGCAGUACUCCUUAUCACGCCCUGAGGGCUUCUGUGGAACUGAUGGGGGGAGAAGGGGAGGGAGAGGUGGAGGGGGGAUCCUGUCAUGGCCUGGUUCCGGUGGUCAUCGGGGAUGGAGGCUCCACUCUGUCUCUGGUGGUGGCUCGCUUCCUGGGAGUCUUCAGAGUACCUCAGGUCAGUUAUUUCUCUAGCUGUGCAUGUCUCAGUAACAAGGCAGAGUUCCCAGCCUUCCUCAGGACCAUGCCCAGUGACUUCUUCCAGGUGGAUGCCCUGGUGCAGCUCGUCCAGCACUUCAGCUGGAAAUGGGUGGGUGUGGUUGCCGGGGACGAUGCAUAUGGUCGUGGGGGAGCCCAAAUAUUUUCUGAGAAGGUGCAGAAGCUCGGUGCCUGCGUGGCCCUCCAUGAAAUCAUCCCCAAAAACCACGCGGAGGGGGCCAUGGCCUCCAUCGUUGCCCGUAUUCGGUCCUCCGGGGCUGGGGUGGUUCUGGUGUUUGCCCUGGAGCAGGAUGCUGGAGCUUUGUUUGACGAGGCCCUGCGGCAAGGUCUGACAGGGGUGCAGUGGCUGGCCAGCGAAGCCUGGAGUACAGCCUCAGUUCUCUCCACCCCUCCCCGCUUCCUCCCUAUCCUCCAGGGCUCUAUGGGCUUUGCCAUCCGCCGAGCUGUGCACAUCCCUGGACUACAGGAGUUCCUGCUGCGUCUGCACCCCUCAGGCCCAGAUGCCUCCAAGGACCCGUUCCUACGCCCUUUCUGGGAGGAGGUGUUUAGGUGUAGCCUGCAGGGUGAUGGGGGUGGAGAUAGUCAGAGGGGUAAACCUCUGUGCUCUGGGUCUGAGGACCUGGGCAGUGUCAGGAACAUCUACUCUGACGUGUCUCAGUUGAGGAUAUCCUAUAAUGUGUACAAGGCUGUGUACGCCAUUGCCCAUGCACUGCAUGCUAUGAGGAGCUGCGAGACAGGAAGAGGACCUUUCCAUCUGCAUGCCUGCCCAAAUACUGACAGUGUACAGCCAUGGCAGCUCCUGCACUACCUGAAGCAGGUGGAGUUCUCUAACUCGUUUGGUGAUGAGACUAAGUUUGAUGUGAACGGGGACCCAGUGGCUGUGUAUGACCUGGUGAACUGGCAGUUAGAGGCAGACGGUCAGGUGGAGUUUGUCACAGUGGGGAGGUUUGACGAGACUACCAGCCUGGGCAGGAAGAAACUAUACAUCCAGAAAACGGACAUCAUCUGGAAUGGAAACCAGACAACAGUCCCUCUGUCAGUAUGCAGUAGCAGCUGUCCACCAGGCACUCGGAGGGCCAUCAGGCCUCACCUCCCUAUCUGCUGCUUUGACUGUGUGGUCUGUACAGCAGGAGAGAUUAGCAAUCAGACAGAUGCUACAGAAUGUGUCCGAUGCCUACCUGAGUUCUGGUCCAAUGAGGAGUGUACAGCCUGCAUCCCCAAGCUGGUUGACUUCCUGUCCUACAGUGACACAAUGGGUAUCGCUCUGCUCUCCGUGGCCCUCCUGGGGUCCUUCUGCACUGCCACAGUCAUCCUCAUAUUCUCCUGUCACCACGCCACCCCCAUCGUCAGGGCCAACAACUCUGAGCUGAGCUUCCUGCUGCUCUUCUCCUUGACUCUGUGUUUUCUGUGUUCUCUUACUUUCAUUGGCCGGCCCUCUGAGUGGUCCUGUAUGCUGCGUCACACAGCGUUUGGGAUCACCUUCGUCCUCUGCAUCUCUUGUGUUCUGGGGAAAACAAUAGUGGUGUUGAUGGCCUUCAGGGCUACACUUCCAGCCAGUAAUGUCAUGAAAUGGUUUGGGCCUCUACAGCAGAGAGCCUUCAUCUCACUCUGUACUCUGGUCCAGGUGGUGAUCUGUGCUGUGUGGCUGGCUGUUUCCCCUCCCAGCCCACGCAGACUGAUGACACGUGAGAGUGCCUGUGUCAUCCUCCUAUGUGAUGAGGGCUCAACUCUGGGCUUCUGCCUGGUGCUGGGCUACAUCGGCCUUCUGGCCUCCCUCUGUCUCCUCUUAGCCUUCCUGGCCAGGAAACUCCCAGACAACUUCAAUGAGGCCAAGUUCAUCACCUUCAGCAUGCUGAUCUUCUGUGCUGUGUGGGUGGCCUUCAUCCCUGCCUACGUCAGCUCUCCUGGGAAGUACUCCACGGCCACGGAGGUGUUCGCCAUCCUGGGCUCCAGUUUCGGCCUGCUGACCUGCCUCUUCCUGCCCAAAUGUUACAUAAUUCUGCUGAAGCCUGAGAAGAACAACAGGAAACACCUCAUGGCCAAGUCUGCAGCUGACAAGACAUUCUAGUGGAUCUUACAACGUCUAUCAUUUAUAUCAGGGACCGGGCAACUGACGGCCCGCCCCCCCUUUUG